Molecule: messenger RNA, 4723 nt
Organism: Oncorhynchus kisutch (coho salmon)
Lineage: Eukaryota; Metazoa; Chordata; Actinopteri; Salmoniformes; Salmonidae
Product: cyclic AMP-responsive element-binding protein 3-like protein 1
Exons: 12
Coding region: 273-1784 (503 amino acids)
Biological process (GO): regulation of transcription by RNA polymerase II
Molecular function (GO): cAMP response element binding; DNA-binding transcription factor activity, RNA polymerase II-specific
Source: RefSeq, a predicted model, not a curated record
AGAGCGCAGCUGGAUGUCACUGAUUUGAUUGAACUAGAGGACACCUCGCAUCAUAACAACUCAUAUAAAAUCUAAAAUCAUAUCUUAAUAAGCACAACAACCUAUUGAGUCGCGGGAUGCAUAAAAAAAUUAUAGUUGUAUAAGAGACAGCUCAGAACAUAGUAGCCUAAAACAGCUGUUGUCAUCGGUUUUUAACAUUUUUCACUAUUUACCUUCUAUUGCUUUUGUGAAAAUAUAUUUUAUCAUAGAGUUUAAUUAUAGUAAUUGCACUUAUGGACACCAUUCUGGACAAUUUCGCCCCGGAUAAACUUUUCCCCAGUGCCAACCUGUUGGACCUUGAGGAUUUGAAUGAAGGGGAUUUUCUCAACAAUGUGCACUUCUCGGAGCAGAUGGAGGACUUCUCCAACGAGCUGUUCAGCAGCUUCUUUGAUGACCACCUCCUGGCCGACAGGAACCCACUGUUGGACAUGGAGAUGGACCCACCCAACCCUGACAUCCAGCAAGAACACAGCUACUCCCUGAGCGGAGACUCGGCCCCCCAGAGCCCCUCCAUGUCCAUCAAAAUGGAUGAGGAAGCAGAGUUUGAAGGAAUGUGGUCUUUCAGCCAGGACCUGACGGCCAUCCUGGUAAAGCAGGAGCCUGAUCAACAGGCAGAGCCUUCCUCUACAGUCCCCUCCAUGGGGAACUCAUGCUUCCAGCCUCUCAACCUCGCCCCACCACCUCACAGGAGCUCAUCGGGGGACACAGGCUCCAAAGAGUUGAACCUCAACCCCACACCUGCAAUCAAAGAUGAACCCAGAGAGGUCAACCAGUUCCUCAACAUCCCUUCAGAUGAUCAGCUGCAGCUCCCCCCCACCCCUCCCAGCAGCCAUGGCAGUGACAGUGAUGGAUCCCAGAGCCCCCGCUCCAUGCCCCCUUCCAGCCCAGCCCGCCUACAGGCCCGCUCCUCCGCUGCCAUAUCCUCCUCACCCCUCCUUACCGCCCCACACAAACUACAGGGCACUUCAGGGCCCCUGAUGCUAACAGAGGAGGAGAAACGCACCCUGAUCGCUGAAGGUUACCCCGUACCCAACAAGCUGCCCCUCACCAAGACCGAGGAGAAGGCACUGAAGAGGGUUCGGAGGAAAAUAAAAAAUAAGAUAUCUGCCCAGGAGAGUCGCAGGAAGAAGAAGGAGUACGUGGAGUGCCUGGAGAAAAAGGUGGAGAACUACACAUCUGAGAACAGUGACCUGUGGAAGAAGGUGGAAACACUGGAGAGUGCUAACAGAACUCUACUCCAGCAGCUCCAGAAACUCCAGGUCCUGGUCACAGGAAAAAUGCCCCAAUCCUACAAAAUGGCCUCAACGCAAACAGGAACAUGCCUUAUGGUGGUGGCGCUGUGCUUUUUCCUGGUGCUGGGCUCCCUUGUACCUUGUCUGCCUGAGCUCUCCUCCCUGUCUCAUACCGUGAAGUCCUCCUCGCCCCUCCCCUCGGCUGAUGUCUACACAGCCAGCCAGGUCCGCUCCCGCAGCCUACUCUUCUACGACGAGAGCUCCUCGUUGGAGGACGGUCACGGGGGCUUCCUGAAGAUGGAGGGGGACGGCUCGGAGGGGGCGCCCCUCGACUACACCGAGGACCGGUCGGCACAUGACAGCCACGGAGGCGAACACGAGAACACCAAGUACCUCAGCAAGGUUCACUCCGAUCCGGUGGACUACAACAGGACCGGCGCCCAGUUCCUCCAAGAAGAGCCGCAGUACCACAAAAUAGAGCCAAACCCCGAAGGAGGAGAGGAGUACUUUUAACCUUGAGGGGCGGAGCUGCCAAAAACACAGGCUCUCCAGACUCCUUACCCAUGUGGAUGUGUAGUGACAUUACGGCGCCCCCUAGUGUGCCACCCCCAACCCACCUCUCCCUGCACUCCCUGACCUCCUGCAGUAGCUCCCUGGCCUUCCUGUUCCAUCCCAUUCCCUGAAGUCCCACCUGAUAGAGAGGAUGAAGAGGGUAUGUGAAGAAGAUAGAAAUGACGGGCAACUCCAAUCAAAGCUACACAGGAACUUUUCAUCUCUGACUGCUGUGUUUGACUGGAGGCAGAAGCAGGGAGUGAGAGGGGUUUGAAUUGAGUAACUUGUUGAAACAUCUGUGUGCUCUGUGUGUCUGUCUGCACGUUCAACUGGGUGAGUGUGGUUGCAGUGCUUCUGUUGCAGAUGAAGUGCUCCUCAGAUUCCAUCACACUGUUGCUUUUUCAAGGACUUCUACAAAUAUUUAGAACACAGGGGGUACUUCAGGCGUAGGGGGGAUCUAUAGCGGAUCUAUAGCAAAUUGGAUAGGAGGGUGAGGGGGAUAGGGAUGUGGGGUGGUGGGGGGGGGGGUAUUUAUAAUUCCAGUUGUUCUGUUCUAGAAAUUCCCUCUCCUACUUCACAAUUGGUCAUGCAAAUAUUUUAAUACAUACAUUCCAAAGAAUGUCCUCUUUUACCUUUUGCUUAAAGCGCUUAAAAUGCACUCUAUUGCCUCAUGCUAGAAUUAUACAUCUUUCAAAGGCAUUUAUUUUUUACAUUUUACCACAUUUUGUCCCAUAAUGUUUAAGCUUGUGUGUGCAUUGCACUUUUUUUUUCUUCAGGUCGACAUUGCAAGCUAAUGGGUAUAAGUGCCUUCAAACUCUUUCAGUUUUUGUAUUCUCACGCCGUCCACAUGGGGUUGUUCAUUUUAUUAUUUGACUCUUUAUGCAAACGAAAUCAUAUGUAAUAUAUACGUAUUAUUGGCAUCAAAAAAGAGCAUAUUUAUUUUAUGCAAAAAAAUAUUGUGAACUUUUCUUUUUAUGAAUAUCAAUUAUGACGUCAUGUUUACAUGAUCUUGUUGUCUUAACUGUUACACAGUUUGUCUGUUUUUUGUAUUUAUUUCUGUAUCAAGAAAGUUUUGUAUAUAUUGCAAUCAGUGUAAAUGCAUACCAAGGGUGUACAAUACUUCCUCACUGGAGGAAAGGGUGUACAAUACUUCCUCACUGGAGGAAAGGGUGUACAAUACUUCCUCACUGGAGGAAAGCCUUCUCUAGUCCAAAAGACUCAAAACUGCCCAUCUUUACAAAAAUAGUCAAAACACCACCACAAGAAUACAUUUUCUCCACAAAAAAAAAUGAAUGAAUAUCAUCAUUAUGCCAAAAGUCCAUUCAGCCCUAAUGUCAUUGUGAAUGUGAAAAUAGAGUAUAUUUUAAAUUGAAUAUCAAAGUUCAGAAUCCACUGGGGGUAAAAAAAUAAAAAAUAAUAAUCGCAUCACGAUUUACAGUAGUGCCCAGAAAAACUGUUCACUCUAAAGAACACUGUUCUGUUGAUAAUGAUUCUUAAAAACAGUCACUCCAGCAGCAGAAUAAUACAAAAAGCUUUUCAUGCAGCGUUUUUGUUGUGAAGAACCUUGUUACAUUGAAUAGAAUAUAUUCUGGUGUUCCCUCCUCUUCCUGCUGUGUUGUUUCAGGGCGAGAGAGGGAGAGAGAGAUUGUGUAAGGAGUGAGUGGGGCGGCCCCACUGACGCUAAAUGAGAUUGCGUAAUGCUAGGCAGGAGGGUUUGAGUAGACAGCCCAGGCUCUGUGGAGGAGGCAUGGAGGAUCUGGGUCAGCCAGUGGCCUUGGAGUCUUAGCUUAACGUCCAGUCUGUUGCUCUUCAUAGAUUUCACUUGCUUAUUCACAACUGUGGCUUGUCUGUGUAUAAUCAGGGGAGGCCAGACGCACAAUCCUUUCAUGUAAUUAAUAUGUAUUUUACUCUAACAUGUCAUUAGAUUUGCAUUAUUCAUUUUCUGUCAAAUGGUUUGUAAAAUCACUACCUGCCCUAUUAAUCAGAGCCAUAUAAUUUCUAAGUCGGUUUUGUUUCCUAGUUGUCGCCUGUCUUAUAUCUUAGUGCACAUUACCUGACAAAUGUAGAGUUGGUUAACUGAGUACACUGAUAAUGUGUGUAUAUUGAAAAUGUCGAUUGCUUCCUGUCAAGAUACUGUUUGUCUAUGUUUGUCCUUUCGUUUGAUUAAUAGAUGUGUAACUAAGGUUCAACCAGAUGCUCUGGAAGCUGUCCUGCCCUCACCCACUUGCCUUCUAUAAACACACCUUUUACUGAUCAAAUGGUUGCUUAGUUGUCCCAACCCACCCCAGUCCCCUCUAUCCUACCUGCUACACCAUCUUUAGGUUGUCUUAUAAAGCAGUGCCUGGUAUAAAUGACUGCUACUCUAUAUUCUAUAAUCUGUCCAAUGUGCUGAUCUUGAACAGGCUCUCUGAUGACUGUGUCCACACUAAACCAUUGGGAUCGUGCAUGACACAGUAAAUCAAGUCCGACUGAGUUAUCUGGUUGAACCAGGGUCAAUCUUUUGUAAUUAGUCCCCCAAAUGUGUGGUAGAAACCUGCUUCAGAACCUGUGUGAGGGGUUUUACAAGGCUAUUCAAAGUGAAAUGAUGCAAAUCUUACCAAACAUUCCAUGAGUUUGUUGCCGUUCGUAAUGUGUGCCCUUUUGUACAUAAGACAAAGUGAAUGCUUUUGCUGUAAAUAAGGGGAUGUAUUUUUGUAUUUGAAAUGUAUUUUGGUAUUCACCUGGCGCCUUUGGGAAGGAACUGGCCAGUUGCUGACCUUUCACACUGUGGCUGUACAAGUAAAUUGCAUGUGUUUCUGGGUAAGCCACAGGAGCCUUUCUGUAUUGCCUUUCUGUAUCAGUCUCUUUAAUAGUAAGUAGAGUUAGUAUCAAGCAAAAUAUAAAAAAUUGCAUCAGCAUAA